Lodderomyces elongisporus is the source of this 1557-nucleotide messenger RNA. RefSeq lists its product as uncharacterized. The record is from RefSeq and is a predicted model, not a curated record. Gene Ontology annotation, molecular function: protein binding. Lineage: Eukaryota; Fungi; Ascomycota; Pichiomycetes; Serinales; Debaryomycetaceae. The transcript has a single exon. The coding region runs from base 1 to 1557 and encodes 518 amino acids.
AUGUCUCAAUAUACAAUUAAUGAUCGAAUCUCUACAAAAGAUGGUUACUUAGCGACAAUCAAGUUUGUGGGCCAUAUUGCUCCAUGGGGAGACCAAAUUCUCGCUUACGGACUCGAAUGGGAUGAUGCAACACGAGGCAAGAAUAAUGGUUCAGUCAAUGGCAUAUCCUAUUUUAAGCCAACCAUCUCGAACCUGGCAUCAUUUGUUAAAUCUACAAACAAAACUAUUACUUGGUCGAGGCAAUCCUUUGUCGAGGUGGUUCAAUCGCAGUAUUUAAACACAGAAUAUCAUGAUCAAGAGAUCAAAUUUGGACUGAAGAUUUUGAAAGAAACGGGGUUGGAAGAGUUGAAUCGUCGAUAUAAAAAUUUGGAAAGCAUCAAAUCAUUGAGUCUUGACCAUUGUUUGAUUUGGAAAGCAUGGAGUAACAAGGAAGAUGAACUGAUCGAGGGAGGAGUAACCGAUAAGGUUUUUACUGGGUUGAAGAGUUUGCAUCGAUUGGAUUUGAGCUCUAAUUUGUUUAGUGACUUUGAACAAGUGACUAAAAUUAUAGCUAGGCUCCCUGCUUUGGAAGAGUUGAUUUUGAAUGGCAAUAGAUUUACCCUACUGCUGCUCCAGCUGAGCUGUCCGAAGAUUAUGCUGAGUGACACCUUGGUCAGACUUAAGUUGGCAUCAACUUUACUACCGGUAGAUAAAGUUAAUCAAUUAGCAACUAAGUUCCAGGAGUUAAAGGAAUUAAUUCUUUCGGCAAAUGACUAUGAUAAUGAAUGCAUCGCCAAAUUGAGUUUUGUUCAAAACCCACAAUUGCAUUAUUUAGACUUGUCAUAUAAUAAAUUGCAGCGUAUACCUAGAUUGGGAAUUUUAAAAGAAGUGAACUUGUCCCAUAACGAAAUUUGCAUCUUACAAGAGCAGACAUUGGAUAUAUCCAAUCGCGUAGAAGCGCUAGAUUUACGACACAAUUGUAUAUCGUCUUGGAAAGAAAUUGACACGCUCGCCUCCGUUGCAAAGAACUUGAAGAGGCUUCGAAUCAAUCACAACCCUUUAUUUGAUGAUAUAACAAUUGAUGAUAUGACUGUACAAUUGAUUGCUAGAUUCCAAUGUGGUCCAAGCAAUUUGAAUGAAUUAAAUGGCUCUAAGUUGAGCUUGAGCGAAAUUGAAAAUUCAGAAUUAUAUUUCAUAUCAAAAGUACAAUCUGGUGAAUACCAGAUGCCAAAUGAAGAUCGAUGGACACAGUUGUUGAGAAAAUAUAAUAAGCAUGCAAUCAGAGAAGAGCAACCUACAUUCAAGCCGUGGCUCAAACUAAGCUUACUGGUGUUUGAUUCUGGCAACCACACGGAACCGAAGCAUUACCGGUUUUUGAAAUCUGCAACAGUUUUAAGCUUUAAGGGAAGUAUCUCAAAACUACUAUUGAAUAAUAUGUCUAUUCUAAAGUUCAAAGUUUUUUACUACACAAACGAGGACAGCGAAUUUGCAGUUAAACACGAAAUCGAUAAUUAUAUGGCGACUUUGAACGAUUUCGCUUUCUCUGAAGGUCAAAAGGUUUAUAUUUCUGUGCGCUAA